Molecule: messenger RNA, 1169 nt
Organism: Populus euphratica (Euphrates poplar)
Lineage: Eukaryota; Viridiplantae; Streptophyta; Magnoliopsida; Malpighiales; Salicaceae
Product: F-box protein CPR30-like
Exons: 4
Coding region: 271-1053 (260 amino acids)
Source: RefSeq, a predicted model, not a curated record
GUUGAUUUUGAUGCUUUAUGAUCUGAUGCGGUGGAGGUUAAACAUCAUCCCCUUUAUUCUAGUGGUGGAACUGAGGUUAUUGGUUCGGUUAAUGGGUUGGUGUUUUUGAGACGUUUUGAAACAAAUAUUGCUGUGUAUAAUUUGUCUACAAGGGAGCGUAAGAAAUGUUAUAUUGGGGAAACUGAGAUUCCACGGUGGGAUUUGACAACUGGGUAUGUUUAUGAUGGGUUUGGUUAUGAUUCUUAUGGUGAUGAUUACAAAGUGGUGAGAAUGGCACAGUUCGUUAGAGAAGAUGACGGCGGUGAUGGUGGUGGUGGUGGUGGUUUCGGUUGCGAGUAUGAAGUUAAGGUUUAUAGUUUAAAGAAUGAUAAGUGGAAGAAAAUUGAGGGCUUGCCGAUUCGGCUUAGGUUAUUAAGCAAGCCCUUUUUUCAUAUUUUGAAUAGGAGAGGGUAUGGUGUUUUUGCAGGUCACGCUUUGCAUUGGAUUGUCCCGCAAAGGCGUCAACUUGGUAUUAGAGAUUGUGUUCUUGGUUUUGAUAUUAGGGAUGAUAAGUUUUUCGAAUUGCUGCAGCCGGAUUAUGAGAACAAGGGUAUGAACUUUCAGGUUGAUGUUGGGGUUGUAGAGGGGAAUUUGUGUGUAAUGUGUAAUUAUGAGCAUGUUUGUGUUGAUGUGUGGGUUAUGAAAGAAUAUGGUGUGAAGGAAUCUUGGUGUAAGAUGUUCUCGGUUCAAGGGAUUAAGUGGAUUAGUGCUUUUAUGUUUUUGAGACCUUUGGUUUAUUCGAAAGAUGGUGGUAAGGUGUUAUUGGAAGUGAAUGGUGAGAAGCUAUUGUGGUAUGAUUGGAAAAAUAAGCAUGCUAAGGUUGUAAGGGUUCGUGGUGGACCGAGCUCGUUUGGUUCUGAGAUGUAUGUGGAAAGCCUUAUUAGGAUUAAUGAUGGUGAUCGAAUUUACUGGAAGAAGCAACAAGAGCUAGAUGAGGAGGAGGAGGAGAAGAGGAAGACAGAUAUGAAUAAAAGGGAUGAUUUCCUGUCUGUGGGGUUCAAACUGAAGUUGUAAGACCACUAGAGAAAAAGGAUACAGGACAAUGGCCAAAAUGGAAGAAGGUUUCAGAGGACUAAUAGCUGCUUCCAUUUUUCCUGAUGUUCUUGCUCCUUUUAUUCUAUUCUCCUCAA